AUGCCGGUACCCUACGAUACCGAGCGAGUCUCCCUUCACAGGGACGAGGUCCGUCCUCGUGUCCACGAUUCUGGCGGCAGUCUCACCCAGCAGGCGAGCGAGGCCACGCGUCGUAGCAAAGAGCUAAUCGAGAAGGGAGAAGAGCUAGUCGAGAUGGGCCGCGAGCUGGCCUCCCUCGAACUGGCGCCCCAUGAGCCACCUCCAUGCGAGCCGGAUAUGAGCAGUUCCACCUUUUCAAGCGGCCGACUCGAGCUGCCGUUCGAGCAAAGCGGUACGGCGGAUACAUCCCAAGCACUGGGCCCAGAUGCACAAGAGGCGAGCGGGCAUCUGAGCGGGGCAACAGGUCGACACACCAUGGCUGUAUCUGCACCGAUGGUAGCUCACUCAGAUGCCGUCGAUGCGACCCAGCCAUACACGCCACCGACCCAAGGCCCAGCGCGCGCGCUCACUCUACCUCACGGAGGACCGUCCCACUCACUCUACGGCCUGAAGACCAAUCUUCCCUUCGGAGCGUCGACUAUUCCUCGACAGCACGAAACCGACAAUUAUCAGCAGCUCCGUCGUGACCACAAACGUCGGCUCAAGCAUCGGGUUUGCGAUGCGGAGGAGGAGCCCGGAGAUCAGAGAGCGGAGGAGGACCCCGGAUAUCAGAUAGCGGAGGAUUAG
This is a messenger RNA of Didymosphaeria variabile, 666 nucleotides long. RefSeq lists its product as uncharacterized. Bases 1 to 666 code for a protein of 221 amino acids. NCBI's taxonomy places the organism in Eukaryota, Fungi, Ascomycota, Dothideomycetes, Pleosporales, Didymosphaeriaceae. The record is from RefSeq and is a predicted model, not a curated record. The transcript has 4 exons.